Salvia miltiorrhiza (redroot sage) is the source of this 2499-nucleotide messenger RNA. RefSeq names its product protein GAMETOPHYTE DEFECTIVE 1. NCBI's taxonomy places the organism in Eukaryota, Viridiplantae, Streptophyta, Magnoliopsida, Lamiales, Lamiaceae. The transcript has 6 exons. Gene Ontology annotation, cellular component: nucleolar ribonuclease P complex. The coding region runs from base 102 to 2210 and encodes 702 amino acids. Gene Ontology annotation, molecular function: RNA binding. The record is from RefSeq and is a predicted model, not a curated record. Gene Ontology annotation, biological process: tRNA processing.
UAAACCUCUGCGGCCCAUUAAACCCCCUCUUCUGCCACAAAAAAUAAACCUCCCCGCCGCGGCGCCGCCAUCGCCAACACCGCAAUCUCUUAUUCUCACAAAUGGGGUUCUUUGACUUGAACAUACCCUACCGCGAAUCUGACCGCCAUGCCAUCGACAAACCGUCCCUGAGAGGACGCCGCCUGAAGCUCGCCCUUAAAGCCAUGGAGCUCGGCUACACCGGCAUCGCUUACAGCCGCACCCUCACAGGCGUCAUGUCGGAAUCCGAUCGCUGCUCCAUCGUUCUCUUUCCCAUCUCCACACUCUGCCCGUCCUCCUCGUCUUUCUUCGCCUCCGUCAAGCUCCACCGCGACCUUCUGAAUGUCGCCGUUACGGCCCCCUUCCGCCAGUACACCCGCCUCACCGUGGUCGUCACUAAUUCCGCGCAAGCUUUGGCCCUUAAUUCCGGCAACCCUAUACUGCGGAGCUACGACAUCGUUGCCGUUAGGCCUACGAGACAAGAUGCAUUUGAUCAGGCUUGUCAAACAUCGGAGGUGGAUAUGAUCUCUAUUGAUUUCUCGAAGAUGGACUCAUUUAGCUUUAGGUUAAAGCAGCCGAUGGUCAAAGCUGCAAUUAAGCGAGGGUUGUACUUUGAGAUCACAUACUCUGAUCUGUUUGCUGAUGCAGAAUCAAAACGAAAAAUGAUAUCCAAUUGCAAGCUUCUUGUUGAUUGGACUCGAGGGAAAAAUCUAAUUAUAUGUAGUGAUGCCGCUUCUGCAACUGAACUUAGAGGGCCUCAAGAUGUAGCAAAUUUGUUCUUUUUGCUGGGACUCCCUAGAGAACGUGCUAAAGCAGCUAUCUCCUCGAACUGUAGAUCUCUCCUAGCUAAGGCAAUAAGGAAAAAACAUUUUUACAAAGAGGCUGUUAAGGUUGAAGAAAUACCAUCUGGUGGACAAUUCAAUCCAGCAAAAUCUGUGUUUGAUGAUUGGCUUAACUGGGACCCUAUUUCUAGUGGUCAGGGAGAUGUGCUAUUGGAUGACAUGGAGAAGUCUUUUGCCAUUUCGAAAACUGUAAAAGAAAAUGUGAAAACCAUCAACUUCACCUCAAAUUUGAAUGGCCUGCCUGCACAUGGUUUGCAGAUCAAAGAUCUGGUAUCUGUGAAAAAGGCAGCUUUGGAGCCACCUGAUGCUGAUAAACAUGCUCUUCCUGUCAUGGAGACUGAGGGGGAUGAUUCAGAUGUAAAGCUUGAAGAGCAGGUUGGUCCUAAUACUUUGCAUGAAGAACAACACAGCCUACUGAAAAAUGAAAGCAGUCUUAGUAAUUUGAGUAAUGAUCAUGGGGGAGUUGUUGAACUGCCUGAAGGUCAAAUGCCACCAUCUGGUGCCAAAAAUAUUUAUUCUAACUUUGACUGUGAAGAUUCUGAAGUUCCCUUAGGUAAUGCCACGGAAGCCAAACUUGCUUGUCUGCCUCUUCCAGGACGUGAUCAAGUUUCCAUUGAUGUUGCAAAGAGGGAAUAUCAGAUUUCAGGUUUGGGAGACUCGUUACUGUUGUCUUUGCCCACUUUCAAUGUCAAGUCUGCUGAUUCUGAAGAAAUUAUACAGACCUCAAAUGACAUGGAACAAAAUACUGUUGCAUCUGAUACCCAAUUACAAGAUGCCCCAUCCCCUGUCCAUCAAGGAACCUGUUUACAUGGUGGUGGACAAGAUCAUGUUACAAAGAUCAAUAUGUUUACUACUGACAAUCAUGUUUCUAUUGAACUUUAUAAUCCCUUAAGUAAAUCUAGUUCAUCUAUCUUUCCAUUAGAACCCGCUGUAGAAAAUCUAUUAGAAAUGGGUGUGUGUGCACAUGAAGGUAACAAAAUGGACAAACUUCUCAACAAAAAUGACAUUGGAAACAUGCAAGAGCAUCCCUUGGCACCACCUCACAUCUCCUAUAAAGAUGGUUCUGUUGAUGGAGGACGAUGUAGUAAAAUGACUGAUAGUUGUAUUAAGUUUGGUGAUGGGUUGCCUCUAGAGGUGUCUUCACAUGUGACAACCAAUUUUGAUGAGCCAACAAAUGAUGAUAUUAUGGUUGAGUUGAAGCAGAUAGAUUCAAUCACUGAAUGUCAGGGCUUUGCUAAAUCUCAAGGAGGAAUGAAUAAAAGAAAACGAAAGUCACCUCAUCAACCUUUCUUGUUUCCAUUCAAGCGAUAUAUGAAAGCCAAGCCUUUCAAGAAGAAGCCCAAAAAGUAAAAGACCAAGCUAGUAUGUAAAAUUAUCUCAUAGAUUUACUUAUUUUUUGUACCACACUUGUGAUGUAGGGAUUGCUUCUCAAGGUUUAACGGAAACAGCUUAGGCAUUGAAUUAUUGUAUAUAGUGUUGAGUCAUGUUGGGAGAUGUUUCUUUCUCUGUGUAUAUCUUGAGUUUUGCAACUUUUGCCUUUGGUUGUUCAGCUUAUUCUCACCAAACAAAAGCAGUGAUAAAGGCUUGUAAUGUUACCUCAACUUAUUUUUCUGGCAUUCAUAUUGUAAAAUUUGUGAUA